GACAUCGGUAGACUCGCUCGGAUUUCCAUAGAAUGUUACAGUUCGAAUCCGCCAUAUUGUAAGGCGGCUUUAUCACAUAAAUUCGAGUUGGAAAAAAUUGCAUUUAUUUUUUCACAAUAAAAACGCAGACCAAAUUCUGCUUUUCGUUUCGUUUCGUUUUGUUUUCCCUUUUUUCCGCGUUGUAAAACCGCAAAAUCAAAGUGUUACGGGGCACCAAAUAAAAAUGGAUUUAACAAAACCAAGUCAUUAGUUUGUUGGGGCCCCCAAUUUUUUUUUUUUCUUUUUCCUCGGCUCAGCACACAACAUCGAGGCUAAAAAAAAAAUAUAUAUACGGAUUUUUUUUUCUCUUGUUUUUCGACGAUCGAAGAAACGUAAGACAUCUGAAAAAGAAUUGAUUGUCGGAAAUAAGAAUGAAACAAAUUUCAAGUUGAACAAAAUAAAAAGCUAAAAAGAAUUAAGAAAUAAAAACGAACGCAACGGAACAAUUCGUUGAGUAAAUUAUUUGGAAAUUUGUUGGGCUGAAUUUGUCAACGAUAACCCAUGAAAGAGAGGGAGAGAAAGAGAGAGAAAAAAAAGUGCUAAACAAUCAAAUCAACUAGGAAAAUCUAUUUUGUGUGUGAAAUGUACGGCAAAUCGAGAAGAAAAAAGGAUUAACCAAUCAACACCAAAGUGAGAGCGAGCAAAUUAAAAAAUAAAUAAAUUACCACACACAAAUACUCAUACACACACACACGAAAAGUGGAAGCCAAUUUUUUUUUUCUGGUGAAGAAGAACACAAAACAUCAAACAUUCAGUUUUAGUGAAUUGUGGUUUAUGAAAAAUAUAUAUACACACACAUAUAUGUAGUAUAAUAAUAAUAAUAACAACAACAAAAACGCGAUAGAAAAAAAGUCAUCAAAUAUAUUAUCAAUAAGCAGCAGUUUUUCGUACAGAUUCUAUUGAAUACAACAACAGCAACAAUAAAAAAGAAUUAAAACGCAUACCAACGAAGAAGUAGCGAGUUAAAUUAACAAAAAAAAAAGUGUAACAUUCUUUUCUUUCGCAUAUUUUUUUAUACGUCAUCGUUGUCACUGUCAUCGUCGUCGAUCUUGUUGUUGUUUUCAUCAUCAAAUGGAUAUCACGAUUAGGUACAGUGUGCACAAAUGGUUAAUAGAAAUAAGGAUUUAAAGCGUCCGCAAGAGUUUUUAUUCAUUCCGUGUGUUCGAGAGAGUGAUUGAGGGUGUGUGUGAGGGAGAGAGAGAGAGAGAAAAAGAGUCGGAUUUUGCUACAACUACACCGAGUCGAGAUUUUUUUUUUUCUGCAUCUUCUGUAUGUUGUUUUCAAUAUAUUUGCUUCUUCGGACAAGUGUGACAAGAACAAUACACGAACACGAGAAAAAAGUAUGUAAAAAGAGCGGAACAGAAAAAAAGAAUAAACAGAACGCCUUCAGCAUGCAAUCUCAGUGCUCUCCUCUCAAUCGGUCCAAAUAGUGCAGAGACUUCCAAGCUACAUGAGAGUCGUCGUAUGCAGCGGCAGAAUAUGUAAAAUAGAAAUCAUCGUUGUUCUUGGACGAAUCGAUGCGUAGGGAAAUCGAUAGAAACAUAAAUCAAAUCAGCAAAUCACCCGAAACUAACAACAACAACAACAACAACUGACACCACCACCACCACUACUACCACACACAAAAAUCAAUUCGAAUUGUCUCGUUAAUAUCGAUCGGUAUUUGUUAUUUCGAUAUAAAAAAAAAAACUACAACAAAUUUUUUUUGUCUGUGUAAGAAGUAAGUCGUAACAAAACUAGAUAUAAAUAAUGGAGUGCUGCCUGUCUGAGGAAGCCAAAGAGCAAAAGCGAAUCAAUCAGGAAAUCGAGCGACAGCUGAGACGUGACAAACGUGAUGCUCGACGCGAACUCAAGUUAUUAUUGCUCGGUACUGGUGAAUCGGGCAAAUCGACAUUUAUCAAACAGAUGCGAAUUAUCCACGGCAGUGGUUAUUCCGAUGAAGAUAAACGUGGCUUUAUUAAGUUGGUAUUCCAGAACAUAUUUAUGGCAAUGCAGUCCAUGAUUCGUGCCAUGGACAUACUCAAAAUUCAGUAUAGUUCACCAAAUAAUACGGAGAACGCUGAGUUGGUCAGAAGUGUAGAUUUCGAAACAGUAACCUCAUUUGAACCGCCGUACGUGCAAGCUAUCAAAGAUUUAUGGGCCGAUGCUGGCAUUCAGGAGUGCUACGAUAGACGACGAGAAUAUCAGCUAACGGACUCAGCUAAAUAUUAUCUUAUGGAAAUCGAUCGUGUGGCUGCGCCAAACUAUUUACCAACUGAACAAGAUAUAUUAAGAGUUCGUGUACCGACAACGGGCAUUAUUGAAUACCCGUUCGACUUAGAGGAAAUUCGGUUUAGAAUGGUAGACGUCGGUGGACAGAGAUCUGAAAGAAGAAAAUGGAUUCAUUGUUUCGAGAAUGUUACAUCAAUUAUUUUCUUGGUUGCACUUUCCGAAUAUGAUCAAAUUUUGUUUGAGUCCGAAAACGAGAAUCGAAUGGAAGAAUCAAAAGCUUUAUUUAAAACUAUUAUUACGUAUCCGUGGUUCCAACAUUCAUCAGUCAUUCUUUUUUUGAAUAAAAAAGAUCUCUUAGAGGAAAAAAUUAUGUAUUCGCAUUUGGUAGACUAUUUUCCAGAGUACGAUGGUCCACAAAGAGAUGCAAUAACAGCUAGAGAGUUCAUCUUGCGUAUGUUUGUAGACUUAAAUCCCGAUUCAGAAAAAAUUAUUUAUUCCCAUUUUACAUGUGCAACAGAUACAGAAAAUAUUCGAUUUGUUUUUGCUGCGGUUAAGGACACAAUUUUACAAUCGAAUCUAAAGGAAUACAAUUUGGUGUGAACAUUUGCGUGUGAAUGUGCAAUUCUCGCUCGCUUCGCAUGCAACACAACAGCAACCGCAACCGCAACUGCAACAACAACAAAAACAAAAACAUUUAUUAUAAAUAAAUUGAUAAGUUGAAAACAAACAAAAAAAUACUAUGAAAGAAAAACAAAAAGAAAAAAAAAUGAAAUUAAAAAGAGGAUGAGAAAUGAAGAGAAAAAAAACACUACAGAUAAAAAGAGAAGGAAGGAAAGGAUAAAAAAAAAAUUACACAUACACACAUUAACUAUACCUACUAUAUAAUUGAUAUAUAUUUAAAAAAAAAACAAUAUUAUAUUUUAUAUGAUAACAAAGAUAAAAAGUAAAAACAGAAAGUCAAAAACAAACAACAACAACAACAAAAAGAAAAAGAAAAACAAAAAUUAAAGAAAUUUUGGAAGCAAACCAGCAAUCUAAAGUCAAAUAGGAUGCUAGUAAUAAAUUUAUUUAUGAAUACUUAACACAAGAAAUGAGUGCGAAACAUUUGAUUGAAGAAACCAAAAAGAGAAAUGCGCAAAAAUGGUUAAAACCGAAAAACUAAAAAAAUCAUAAGAGCCACACACAUGUUCACCGUUGUGCGAAACAAACUGCGAAGAGAAAGAGAAAAAAAAAACAAUCAGAUAAUUUUUUUUCUUUAGUUCGAUCUGUGUCAAGAACUGUCCGAAGCACAGCGCGCCUGAGAUCUGAGAAAGCACAUAGUAGAAGCGCCUUCGGUCGCAGUAAUCGAUCGAGUCGGCGGCCAGCAUCAUGUUAAAUGCCAUCAAAUCAAUAGAUGCUAUUCAUAUGCCACAUCCUCUCCCUCCGUCAAAACCAAUCAAAAACAAAUCACUAAACUGGAACUAAAUCUCCGAUUGAAUCUUAUUCGUGUGCUAAUUUCAACCAAACAGCUCAUUCAGCCGAAACUAAAACCCACACACACACAUACACACUCUCACCCAAAAAUACGACAAUGUUUCUAUUUUUUACUACUCGCAGCGCGAUUACUGUGAUUGUCAAUGUUUUGUGGAAGAAUGGAAAUGGAAAUCAUUUUUUUCAACUUUCAACACCAUAGCAAAAACAGAACAUUUCAGUCUUGAAAGUAGGACAUUUCAGUUUUUAAAAGAAAAAAAGACGAAAAUGAAAAAAAAUCCUUUUCGACCGAAAACUUGUUCAGUUGAAAUGAAUUCAGUUGUUGAAAAGUGAUUUUCACAUUUGGAACUAGAAGAAAAUGACCUAAAAAUAAAUGAAGUUUAAAUCGGAUACAUAAACAAGCCUCAAAACAACAUUUCAAGCUUUGCAAUUUGUUCAUAUUUUAAAUACAAACAUGUUUGAUCCACAAAAUGGAACGUGUAUCACUAACCAUGUAUCAAAUCGAUUGAAAAAAAAGAGAAAUCUUUGAAAAAGAUGAAUCUUCAUUGGACUUAUUGCCAAAAACGCAUUUUUCAAGGAAAAAAUUUGAAAGCGAAAAAAGAAUCUGAAAAAAUGUUGUGAGCAGACACAGAACACAUACACAGAGACAAACGUGAUCGAUAACGCUUGACCGAGGGACACGAUUAAGAAAAAUAUUGAGUGAAAUGGAAAAUGUUUCGUAUAUGUUAUACAUAUGCGAUCAAGCUAAAGAAAAAAGAAACAGGCCCAAUAGCAUCAACAACAUCAACAAUAUAUAUAACUAAGAAAAAGAAUAAAGUAAACAGAAGAAAAAAAAUUAUUAAAAAUAAAAACAAAUCCAAAUCAAUAUUUAAGAACGACCAAGUUUAAUAAUAGACUUUAUAACAAAAAAACACAAAAUAUCCACAACUAGUGAAAUAAUCGAAAUGUUGAGGACGAACAGUUAUUUAAAUGAAACAACAGCAACAGCAACAACAAAUUGAUGAAUAAAUCAUAAUAUUAAUAAAAGCAAAUUAUUUUUACUACACGGAUACAGUUUAGCCACAUUCACAUCAUCGUCGCAAAUAUGCAAAAUGUGUGGAACACGCAUUGGUACGGUGCAACAUAUAAUUGAAGAAGAAGUAAAAAAUUAAUUUUUCACAUGUUUCACAUAGGGGCUUCUAUCUCUAUUCGCCAAUACAAAUUUAUAUGCGAAAUGGUUAAAAUAUACGGCGUAUACGCGGGUUAUAUAUGAAAUAGAAACAAAAUAUACGGCAAUUAUUUAUAUGAAACAUUCAUCUGGAGUUAGAAGCCCCUAGUGUUUCAAGCAUUCACAAACACUCAAUUGUUUUUUUUUUAUUGUGUGUCAUUUACAACCAAAAUCAUCGAUUGUGUCCAUACAUAAAGUUUUUGGGGUUUUUCCGAGAAAAAAAAAUUCUCUUCGGUUUUCGAACAAUAAAAAAUCACAAAAACAAAUCUCCAAUUCCAUAAUGCGUGUGACCUUCAAAUCAUUGCGAUUAUUCUGCAUAUUUCAAAUGAUUGUAAUUUAUUAUUUUGUCGUGUUUUUUUGUUCCAUCAAUCGUUUGCGAUUUUUCACAACAAGAAAAAAAAAACAGAAACACGCAUUUCGGUUGUUUCAUUACAUUUAUUAAAUAAUAAGAUCUAGUGAAAUUCAUUAAAAUUAAAAUAUGUGCAAAUGAAGAGUGAAACAAGCACAGUUAUAGGGACUCAGCAUUCACGACUAACCGAAUCUCGUUUUUUUUCAUGCUGCAAAUACUAUUGUUUUGCGCAUAGAGAGAAAGAGGUGGAAAAAAAUCAUUUCGUUUUUGCCAUUUUUCGCUUUCAGUUCACUCAUUGCUGAUCGUAUUCAUCAUAUUGUGAAGAUGUUCGUUACGCUUUCUCAGAUUCACACUUUUGCUAUGUUGAAAUCCGAUCCUUUUACUGAUGAACCAAUCAACUCAAAGUCAGUUGCUUGGCAAUGUCUCUCGAUGAGAUGCUUCGCAUUUUUGUUCGAAUGCUUCGCAAAGUGUCUACUAAAUCAAUCACAAAGAUAAUAAUGGUUUGAACAAACCCAGUGCAAUUGCACUCGAGUGCAACGUUUGCGAUGCUCAUGAUAUUAUAAAGUGUAUUCGGCCUCCAUUAAACAAGAUCCAGAGCUGCACUUUGUCAUUUCUUUUCACCCUUCCGCCGGGGAUGGUGAUUUGGGACGAUGUUCGUUCGUUGAUUUUCGAAAGCCGUUUCCAUUGAAAUCAUCGUCGCCUUCGAUUUCGCGAACGAAAUAAACAGCCAUUGGAACGAGUACGAAUUUAAAAUUGGCCAAAAUGACAAACAAUAGCCUUUCAUAUAGUGCUGAGCAGCGUCAAAAGAAUUACAAACAGCUGAACUGAAUCCGUUCAACUGAUCGACCAAUUUUUCACGUCGGCCAUCUAUCUGCUUUGAUUCGGUUGCACUUGACAAUGCGCCAAAAAAAAUCAAGAAUAACCAAGUCCAUUCCAGUCCAAUAUUCAGAGAAGGCAUUUUUUUGUUGUGUGUGUAAGGUAAAACGAGUGAAUUUUGGUGCAUUGGUAUUUCCAUUUCAUCUUCCAUUUAGUUAUGUAUGAGUUUUUUUUUUUUUUUGGUUAAAGAGAGAGAAAGUGCUAACGAAAAAGAGAGGAAGAGGAUGAUGUCAUCACGCAGUUCAUGUAAAUUCAUGGUUGAUAUUUCUUUUUGUGUUACGCGUCGAUAUUCACCGAUGACCAAUUUCGAAACAAGAAAAGUCACAGUUUUGUUCAGUAAAAACGUGUCCCAUGGUCGAAAGAACAAAAAUGAAUGACAAAUUCCAGUGUGGUUGGCAAGCGUUGACCAAAGUAAAGAGAAGAAAAAUCACGGGAGGGGCAGAGCAAAUGCAGCGAAAUGUUCAAGUACAGGACUGUGAAUUUGUAGGAUGUAUUUAACGAUUAUAAUCAUGUGUUAUAAUUGAUAGCGCACCAAAUAGGGUCAUUUUAUGAAUUUUUAUUAUUAUUAUUAUUUUUAUGUUUUUUUUUCUGAUGCCAUUCGUUUAAGAGUUAGAAAGUGUUUCUGUCGAUGUGCAAACAAAAAAUAAAGAUUCUGUUUUGAAAAAGUCAGAUUUUGAGAUUCCGCGUAGCAAAACAAAGAAAACACACACACACACACAUGAAUCAAUUGUAAUUUUUAUUAUCAUUUAAUCAAAACAAACAACAAAAAGUGUAAAACCAAUUACAAUGAAAAAAAAAGAGAAUAAAAUCUUGAUAAUCCUUUA
Messenger RNA from Sitodiplosis mosellana (orange wheat blossom midge), 6976 nucleotides. RefSeq names its product guanine nucleotide-binding protein G(q) subunit alpha (gene Galphaq). Gene Ontology annotation, biological process: adenylate cyclase-modulating G protein-coupled receptor signaling pathway; phospholipase C-activating dopamine receptor signaling pathway. Bases 1789 to 2850 code for a protein of 353 amino acids. The record is from RefSeq and is a predicted model, not a curated record. Gene Ontology annotation, cellular component: heterotrimeric G-protein complex. Lineage: Eukaryota; Metazoa; Arthropoda; Insecta; Diptera; Cecidomyiidae. Gene Ontology annotation, molecular function: G-protein beta/gamma-subunit complex binding; guanyl nucleotide binding; GTPase activity. The transcript is spliced from 9 exons.